CACCGCGCGAACGAAUCUCUUCCUCCUCCCUCCGGCGUCCGAGUCUAAUAGGCGGCUACAGAUCAUCCGGUCCACACGGACGCGCGCCUCCGGCGUGGCCACCGAUGGCCGGCACCACCGUGUGCUCCAUGUGCGGCGACGUCGGCUUCCCCGACAAGCUCUUCCGCUGCGCGCGCUGCCGCCGCCGCUUCCAGCACUCCUACUGCACCAACUACUACGGCGACGCGGCUCCGGCGGAGGCGGGCGCGGGCGUCUGCGACUGGUGCCUCAGCGACGACGUCGGCAGCGGGAAGAAGCGGCCGUACAUCUCAUCGGCGUCGUCCGGGUGCAGCAAGCAGCAGCAGGCGGCGCAAGGCAGGGGCGAGCAGCAGCCGCCGUUCCCGCCCACUGGAUGCGGCAAGGGCGCCGGCAAGGUCGUCAUCGGCGGCGAGCACGAGGGCGGCCGGCGAGCCCGCAGGUACAAGCUCCUCAAGGACGUGCUGUGCUAGCGAGCUGGCCGGCUACCUAGCAUCCCGGCGUAUUAGCUCGAUCGUUGCACUGCGAAACAAUGCUCGCUAAUUAGACAGGUAAAACUAGAUUAGCUCGCUAGACGGUUCGAUCCUUUUUACCAUCCUUGUACGAGUGCUUGUGCCUUAUGAGGGACUGGUUGUGCAUGUGUAUAAGCUAGCUGCUGCCUAUGUCGAGACUCCUCUUCAUCA
This is a messenger RNA of Panicum hallii, 698 nucleotides long. RefSeq lists its product as uncharacterized. Lineage: Eukaryota; Viridiplantae; Streptophyta; Magnoliopsida; Poales; Poaceae. The record is from RefSeq and is a predicted model, not a curated record. The transcript has 2 exons. The coding region runs from base 105 to 488 and encodes 127 amino acids.